Achroia grisella is the source of this 2750-nucleotide messenger RNA. RefSeq names its product phenoloxidase subunit 1 (gene PPO1). Bases 87 to 2135 code for a protein of 682 amino acids. The transcript has 14 exons. Gene Ontology annotation, molecular function: oxidoreductase activity. The record is from RefSeq and is a predicted model, not a curated record. NCBI's taxonomy places the organism in Eukaryota, Metazoa, Arthropoda, Insecta, Lepidoptera, Pyralidae.
GUGAGUACACGGCUAGACAGACAAACACGUAAAUUAAAUAUAUUUAGUUAGUAUUAAUUCCGCAGUUCUAAUAAAAGUCUUAGAAGAUGAGUAACAACAGGGACAACCUUCUCCGGUUCUUCGACCGGCCCACGGAGCCCUGUUUCUUGCAGAAAGGCGAGGACAGUGCUGCCUUCGAGGUGCCUGAUCACUACUACCCAGAUAAAUACAAGAGUCUGACUAAUUCGUUGUCUAAUCGUUUUGGGAGCGGCGAUCUGCGUGCUAUACCUGUAAAAAACAUCGCCCUACCCGACUUGACUCUGCCUCUCGAACUGUCUUAUAAUGACCAGUUCUCGUUGUUCGUGGCAAAACAUCGCAGGAUGGCUGGGAAACUCAUUGACAUCUUCCUGAAUAUGCGUGACGUGGACGACCUCAUUUCUCUGUGCUCGUACUGCCAAAUGAGAAUUAAUCCUUACAUGUUCAACUAUUGCCUCUCGGUAGCCAUUUUGCACAGGCAAGACACGAAGGGGCUGCAGAUUCCGCCGGUGGUGGAAUCAUUCCCGGACAAGUUCAUGGACCCGAAGGUGUUCAGGAAAGCUCGGGAGACCGCCACUGUCAUGACCUCUGGUAACAGGAUGCCAAUUACCAUCCCAUCCAACUACACAGCAUCCAACUCUGAGCCUGAGCAGCGUGUUGCCUACUUCCGCGAGGAUAUAGGUAUCAACCUGCAUCACUGGCACUGGCACCUGGUGUACCCCUUCGAAGCCGCCCGCGAGGUGGUCAAGAAAGACCGCAGGGGGGAGCUGUUCUACUACAUGCAUCAGCAAAUUAUUGCUAGAUAUAACUUGGAGCGUCUCUGCAACGGGUUGGGUCGUGUCACCAGGUACAGCGACUUCCGCGCGCCAAUCAGCGAGGGUUACUUCCCCAAGCUGGACAGCCAGGUCGCCAGCCGCUCAUGGCCUCCAAGGUUUGCGAACACAGUGAUCCGUGACCUCGAUCGCCCCGUGGACCAGAUCAAGAUCGACGUCUCCGAGCUGGAGACCUGGCGCGACAGGUUCCUGCAGGCCAUAGAGACCAACACCGUUGUCAUGCCAAACGGCCGGCAAGUGACGCUCAACGAGGAGACUGGAAUCGACGAGUUGGGGAACCUGAUGGAGUCUUCCAUCCUCAGCCUGAACCGGGGCUACUACGGGGACCUGCACAACAUGGGUCACGUCUUCAUAUCGUAUUCACACGACCCAGACCAUCGGCAUCUGGAACAAUAUGGCGUGAUGGGGGAUUCAGCGACGGCGAUGCGCGACCCUAUAUUCUACCGCUGGCACGCUUACAUUGAUGACAUUUUCAACCUCUACAAGACCAAGCUCACACCGUACGGAGACAGCCAGCUGGAUUAUCCUGGUAUCCGGGUGUCGUCGAUCAGCGUGGAGGGAGCGGCUGGCGCGAACAGGUUUGCGACCCAGUGGCAGCAGAGCCUCGCGGAGUUAUCCCGCGGGAUGGAUUUCACGCCUCGCGGCAGCGUGCUGGCCAGGUUCACCCACCUGCAGCACGACGAAUACACUUUUGUUAUUGAGGUAAACAACACGAGUGGUCAGUCAAAGAUGGGUACAUUCCGCGUGUUCAUGGCGCCGAAGAAUGAUGAGCGUGGGCAGCCGCUCGCCUUCGAGGACCAGAGGCGGCUCAUGAUUGAACUGGACAAGUUUACUGCCGGAUUGAAACCUGGUAACAACACAAUCCGGCAGCGCAGCAUUGAGUCCUCAGUGACUAUUCCCUUCGAGAGAACGUUCCGGAACCAAGCGAACAGGCCCGGAGACCCGGGCUCCGCUGACGCCGCGGAGUUCGACUUCUGCGGCUGCGGUUGGCCGCACCACAUGCUCAUCCCCAAGGGCACCGAGCAGGGCUACCCCGUAGUUCUCUACGUCAUGGUUUCCGACUGGAGUGCCGAUAGAAUCGAGCAGGACACGGUGGGGGCAUGUAACGACGCGGCGUCGUACUGCGGACUGCGCGACCGCAAAUACCCGGAUCGGAAACACAUGGGGUUCCCGUUCGACCGCCGCUCGGACGCCCGCACCCUCUCCGACUUCCUCAAGCCCAACAUGGCCGUCCGGGACUGCACCGUCAAGUUCACGGACGCCACCAGGGAGGGACAGCAGCAGUGAUACACACAACUCUAUAUGCGGUGACUUUACGCUCAAGCUUUUGUCACGUUUUGCUCUUGAAGAUUCUUCAUCUGACAUUUGUUUAUCAUAUUAUAUUAUUCGUAUUAUAUUAUUUUAGAUUUACAGUUAUUUAAUAUUGGACUAUUACUUUGUCUGCUUUAUUUAUUAUUUUUAUAGUUUUUUUCUUCAUAGUACAUCAUUCUACCAAUUCAGUAAGUAACAUGGAAAUAUCUGUCAAUUUGUAAUAAGUUUUAUUAUUUAUAAUUAACACCUUGCCUAUGUGAAUUCAGUUUAAAUGCACGAUAUAUUGCGUAUAGGAUUUGGUCUAAAUUUACUAGGGUACUAAAUUUUAAUAGAAUCUACAAAUUGUUCAAGCCACGUCGUUACACACGACACGUCCGUUCAGUUCGCAGGCUGCGCGUAUAAUGCCUUUUUUGUCCGAGUCACUGUUCACAGGCCGCCAUCUUGUGCCCCACUACUCUCAAAAAGCCGAUACUCAUAACAAUAAUGAAUAAAAUUAGGCAUUUUUACAUUUCAAUCUGUUAUUUUUAUAAGUAAUCAUGACUAGCUUUUUUAUUUUUAUAAGACAUUUAUUUUCUAGUUUAUUUAUUAUAG